AUGGAAUAUGAAGCAACCCAGCUGGAAAAGAAACAUGUUCAUAGCGUGUAUGAAAGCACCGCUCCAUACUUCAAUGAAAUACAAAGCAAGGCCUGGCCUAAAGUCCGCCAGUUUCUUCUGGAGCAAAAGCCUGGCAGUCUCAUUGUGGACAUAGGUUGUGGAACAGGAAAAUAUCUCAGUGUUAACAGUGAGAUCUACAAUUUAGGCUGUGAUUAUUGUGAGCCUCUAGUUGAGAUUGCAAAAAAUAACCAAUUGGAAGUCAUGGUUUGCGAUAAUUUGAACUUGCCGUUUAGAGACCAAUGUUUUGACACUGUUAUCUCUAUUGGAGUGAUUCAUCAUUUUUCCACUAAGCAAAGAAGAAUCAGAGCAAUAAAUGAAAUGGCUAGAAUUUUACUUCCUGGGGGUCAGAUUAUGCUGUAUGUUUGGGCAAUGGAACAAAAAAAUCGUCGCUUUGAAAAGCAAGAUGUAUUUGUGCCAUGGAACAAAGCAUUGCUGUCUCGUCGUCCUUCUGACAACAACCAUUUGGAAAGUAAAAUGAAUCCUGACUAUAAUACUAAGCUGCAGAAUAUAAGCCCAAAACAGGCAUCAAGAGCUGAAACCAUUCACAUAAAUAACUUCAGACAGAGUAUGGAGUCUAAGCAAUCCAAUAAUACAUGCAAUAUCAUACCUACUGAAAACUGCUGCAUCCAGAUUCCAAAUGAGGACAAUAGGCUUUAUAAUGCCAUAGGCAGAUCUAUUCGUUCAUGGUUUUUUUCUCGAUCUCUUGAUGAAUCCUCUUUAAAAAGACAGAUUGAGAAAAUGAAGUCUUUAAAUCCAGUUGAUGGGUGGAUGAAGAGCACUGUGUCUGUUCAGCCUUCUCGCCAUUGUAGUUUGGAUCUUGGACAUCAAAGACUUUUGUUAAAGGAUCCCAGUUUAGAUGAUGACGACGUAUUUAUUAAAAGCGAUUCAAAUAAAAAGGAUCAAUGGUUUUUCGCCCUUAAUUCUUCACAAAAUGAAAAUGGAAGGUUUCAUAGGAUUGUUCAAAAUGACUCGAAAGAAGCUUCGUAUCAUUCAAUUGCUAAUUAUAGCAGUUGUAUAUAUAACAAUGAAACUGAUAAAUCUACAAAUGGAAAAGUCUUACAAAGAACUUCAACAACAGAAUCAAAUGAUUCUAUUUUGGAUGAAACAGUAGCAGUCGGUGACACUGAGACUGACAUUCUUGACACUAAUGCAUACAUGCGAUAUUACCACGUAUUCCGUGACGGAGAACUUUGCAACAUUUUAGAAACGGAAGUUCCAGAACUUAAAAUAAUAAGUUCCUGUUAUGACCAUGGCAACUGGUGCAUAAUUGCAGAAAAGUUAUAACAAAUCACAGACAUUUAUAAAUAAUGGAAUUUAAGUUACCUUCUUUAUAUUUUGUAACUGUUGUGAUAAACUUUUUAUUUAUUUUUUAUUUUGAUUGUAAUGUGUUGCACUUUUUGUCUAAAAAAUACUUGAAAAUUAGAAAACUUUAA
Bombina bombina (fire-bellied toad) is the source of this 1493-nucleotide messenger RNA. It is a transcript of the gene TRMT9B, whose product is annotated as tRNA methyltransferase 9B (putative). The coding region runs from base 1 to 1344 and encodes 447 amino acids. The record is from RefSeq and is a predicted model, not a curated record. The transcript has 3 exons. Lineage: Eukaryota; Metazoa; Chordata; Amphibia; Anura; Bombinatoridae. Gene Ontology annotation, biological process: tRNA wobble uridine modification. Gene Ontology annotation, cellular component: nucleus; cytoplasm. Gene Ontology annotation, molecular function: tRNA binding; S-adenosylmethionine-dependent methyltransferase activity.